Capronia coronata CBS 617.96 is the source of this 960-nucleotide messenger RNA. RefSeq lists its product as uncharacterized. NCBI's taxonomy places the organism in Eukaryota, Fungi, Ascomycota, Eurotiomycetes, Chaetothyriales, Herpotrichiellaceae. The transcript has 3 exons. Bases 1 to 960 code for a protein of 319 amino acids. The record is from RefSeq and is a predicted model, not a curated record.
AUGAAGGUGAUUGCGAUGUUCUGGUCCAUCUCCUUGCUCCUCCAGCCGAGUCUGACCUCUACCGCGCUGGCAGCACAAAACCCGCGCGUGCAGGUGGCGCUCACUCUCCAGCAUCCGGUGAAUGGUGUGAGCACGACGCCAGACGGCCGUCUAUUCGUCCUAUAUGCUCGCGUCGACGGUUCAACAGGGCCCCAAGUUGCCGAGUGGCACAACGGUAGCAGUCCCACGCCAUAUCCCAACCAAGAAUGGAACUCGUACGCAGGCGGCAAAGAUCCAGCAACGCACCUGGUCCGCACCAACUCGCAGCGCAUCGGACCGGACGGGACAUUGUGGCUUGUCGAUACCGGGUCUCCGGGGUUCGGAGAGCCGGUCAUUCUACCAGACGGACCGAAACUGGUGCAAGUGAAUCUGACCACGGACAGUGUGACUAGAGUCUACAAUCUCGGCAACGUCACUCUCGCAACCAUCCUUAUUGACGACGUGCGGUUCAACCCAGCAGUGGGCCUCGCCUACAUCACCGACGCCGGCGCCCCAGCGCUGAUUGUGCUCGACCUGGACAGCAGCCAAGCCAGACGUGUUCUCGAGAACGACCCCACCAACGAGGCUUUCUACAACUCCUCCCUCGCCAGCGUGCUUGCCCAGUAUCCCGAACCGUAUGCCCUGACCCCGUCUACCGGCGGCACCGACAUCGACGCCGAAGGAAACAUCUACAACAGCGACACUAACAGACAGGCGAUCAUCAAGAUAGCGCCGAACGGCACAUGGACUACAUUGGUUCAAGACUCCCGGUUGUUGUGGGUAGAUGCCAUGUGGAUCGACACCGAUGGCAAACUAUGGAUGCCAGCUGCCCAGUUGAACCGUGGCACGCCAUUCAACAACGGAUCGAGCUGGAUCCAGAAGCCUCUGUAUGUCUAUACGAUCGAUCUUGGCGUUGGGCCGUCGCCUAUCGACCACGCUUGA